AUGUGUCUGUCCAUUGGUUCAGAUGAAAUUUCACAAAAGGCCAAAAUCGCAAAAAAUUAAAUAGAAAUCAAUCAAACUUCGUUUUUGAUGUUUAAGAAGAUUCUGAUCAUGUUCGGGAAAUUGAGGCAACUCUCUACAUCACAAUAUUAUCAGAUGUGUGGAACAUACAGGGUUUGUCCGGAAAGUAAUAGGACUGAGUCGAUUUAAAAAAAAUUUAUUGAGCCAAUCGUUACAAUUCUUCAAAAACUAGGCUCCUUCUGCGUCGAUGCAGCGCUGCCAGCGCGAUUUCCAAGCAUUGAGGCGCAUUCUCCGGAAUAG
Molecule: messenger RNA, 318 nt
Organism: Acanthoscelides obtectus
Lineage: Eukaryota; Metazoa; Arthropoda; Insecta; Coleoptera; Chrysomelidae
Source: the annotation of a GenBank genome assembly